Molecule: messenger RNA, 2304 nt
Organism: Oncorhynchus tshawytscha (Chinook salmon)
Lineage: Eukaryota; Metazoa; Chordata; Actinopteri; Salmoniformes; Salmonidae
Product: trophoblast glycoprotein
Exons: 1
Coding region: 563-1693 (376 amino acids)
Biological process (GO): negative regulation of canonical Wnt signaling pathway
Cellular component (GO): plasma membrane
Molecular function (GO): protein binding
Source: RefSeq, a predicted model, not a curated record
CUAAGCCUUGCAGUGGUUUGGCCGUCGCGGACUAAUUUUUCGCAUACCCCACUUGGAGAAGGGUCUAUUCUUUUGAUUCGAGGAAAGCAUCGUUGGACCAAGUGUGCUCAGAUACUUUUGUUCGAACAUUAUAUCGUGUUUUCUGUGCUUUAUUGGACUCCUCGAAAUCUAAUGGCUGUUUACGCACCUUCACGUCAAAGGCUGACUCGAGCGUGUGCGAAUACAUUUUAGUGAGAACUGCGAUAAAACGAACGUCAACCGGAUUUGAAAGCCCCACUAACACGAUGAGCAUGGUGAUAGACUGGUUGGCAACAAAAACUUUUCUCUUCGUAAAUGUAUGCGAGGAUGCUGUUUAGCUAAUGAAUGUAAUCGUUGCCACCCAGUUUAAAUCGGAAGUGAAGCUAUUUCCUUCAGGAAAAAGGUUGAAAAGUAGCAUUUUGCAUGUGGAGGACAGGAACUUGAAGGUGGAUUGUGUGACUCGGGGGGUAAAAAACAUUUGUACACGGUCUACGCGUUGUGCUUCGUUUCAUCUAUCAGACUCAUUGGAACCACGGGUGAGAAAAUGCGUUUUUUGAGCUCAUUGUUAUGUUGUAAACUUGAAGAAACCCGAGAGAAUACGACUCUGCUUCGUUUGUGGUUUUUCUUUGCUGUCCUUGUUUCAAAUUCAGCCUGUCCUGACAAAUGCGUCUGUUUCACAUCCACGGUCAAAUGUUUGAACCAGGGCUUAUUCGCGGUUCCACAGCCAUUGCCAGCAAACACUAAAACCCUGUUCAUUACUGGGAACAACAUUUCCCAUCUCACAGCUGUGUCUUUCCCUGUGCCCCUUGAGCAGUUAACAGACUUGUAUCUCACAGGAAACCAGGUGGAGCUGGUGGACCACGAUGUAUUCAACAAUUUGCCAAAUCUCAGGUUGCUAGACUUGAGUAACAACAGGAUUCUGCAUUUUAGUGCUCAAGCCUUCUCUGAUUACAACAAACUGCUGGACCUUAACCUCAGCAGGGCUUUUUACAACCAUACUUCCAUGGGUGAGCUCUUCAGUCUGCUACGGAGUGGCGGAGCCCUUCAACUUACCCGCUUAGACCUGUCCAACAAUGACCUGGUGGUCCUCCCUGAGGACAUGUUCUCCCGCCUCUCCAACCUCACCAUCCUCAACCUACAAAACAACUCCCUCAUUUUCAUCCAGAAUGGGACGCUGAGUGUUCCUCGGCUUCGUGAGUUAGACUUGAGGGACAAUGCCCUGAGGGAACUACCCAACACUACACUGAUGGACUUCAGCCUCAAGCCUGGGCUUCAGGUGCAUCUGGCAGGAAACCCUUGGCUCUGUGACUGCAAUAUCGAGGACCUUGUGGCCUGGCUGAAAAGCUCUGAGCAGGUCACAGACAAGCAGAAUAUGACCUGUUCUGACCCUGAGGUUCUGAGGCAAUUACCAUUGCUCCAGAUAAAAGAGUUGGAGUGUACCUUUUCAGGUGAAAUGAAAGGUGUGCUGGAGACCUCGUAUGUCUUUCUAGGCAUGGUGCUGGCCUUGAUUGGAGUGAUCUUUCUGCUGGUCCUCUACCUCAACAGGAAGGGGAUCAAGCGGUGGAUAUACAAUAUUCGGGAUGCCUGCAGGGACCACAUGGAGGGCUACCAUUACAGGUAUGAGAUCAACUCGGACCCCAGGUUGGCCAACCUCAGCCUCAACUCAGACAUUUAAGAGGACUGCUAUGUAAGCCAGGGCCCCACAGUGACUGAGGCAUUAUGACAUGUUAUGAGCAAGAGAUACAGGAGCAACUCUUUAGUUCCGGAGUGCUCCAGCCUGCCUGCAACCCCCUCCAUGGUACUGUCCAGACUUCCACAGCCGUUAUGACGACCCACAAUCUGCCACCACGCAUGCCCUUGGCCCCUGCAACGCAGUGUCUGAUUAUUUGUUUUUACUCCUUUUCAUGCAGUUCCAUGGAUUGAGAACCAUGACUCAGAUGGGGUUUGUGAGUGGGCUCUCUGUAAUAUAAAAUGUUCCCUCCCUUGAGCAAAAAAGGAUGGUACGUAAAACUCUAACUAACAGACUUAUUUUGACUGGUAGUAACUAGGCUAUAUACACACACAUCUAUAUCCUUUCUGCUGGUUAUAUUUGAAUCACAUUUUUUUUUACACUUUCCUCCCACUGUACAGUGUUGCUAUGCUUGUUUAGAUGUCUUUAUUCCUUUUUAAUAUAAUGUGAUUAUUAAAGCACUUGCUAAUUUAUCUCACUGGUAUUGCACUUGUUUGGUGGACAUUAUCAACAUUUUUCAUGAUGUACAGCUGAAUAAAAUGUAAUGCGUUGCUGAA